AUGUCAACCCCAGAACAACCCAGUCCAGAUGCGCUGUUCUCGCUUGUUGCCUAUCAUGGCAACAUGGAGGCACACGAGAUUAUCCAAAGUAAUCCUCAUUUGGUGUCCAUCCUCCCUGGGAAAACCAACCCCGCCUACCCUGAUGGCCUCCAGCGAGGCAUCACCAUCAGGUUCGGUAUGAGUCGAAGGCCCAACGGGAAUGUUCUUGCAUCAAUCGGGCGAGAUAAGACCAUGGUUGAGAUCGUCACGCCAACGCCGACCAAGGAAGACCCUCGAUGGAACCAGGUCUCGCGAGUUCAGGUUUCCUUCGAAAUCGAUCCAAUCACCCAGGUCGUGAUGAUUCACGAUCAAUCACCCAAGGGAACCACCGCUACAUUUGGUAAGAAGGCUCAGUCCUUCGAACUCACCCGACUUCCCCGACGCGUCGCGGCAACCAGCCAUGUCAAUACCAAACUCCAAUUCCCUCCAAACGUCAAGUUCAAACUCAUUUGGCAUGUUAAUUCCCUCACUAUUCAAAACAAGGUCUUGCCGAAUAUGUGCGAUCCAUGUUUUGCCCCCACGAUCACGGAGCCAACCCAACCUACCAGCCCGCUAUCUCCCAUCCACCCUAGGACUAGCGGACUUCCGGGGAUCCGCAAGAACAAAACCGGCGAUGCAUUUAUAUCCUUGAAGCGUGAGGUCGAGACAUUGGCAAGACUCUCUCAUGCCAAUAUUAUCAGGCUGUUCGAAGUCCAGGGGUUGGACCCAAGCCAAACCGCCGUCGACCAGUUCAAUCGCCCAUCUGUGAUCCUUUUGAUGGAGCUUGCCAGUGGCACUGUCAGAAGUCUCAUGGAAACAGAUGUGUUCAAAACUAACGUAUUGAACUAUCUUCUCUAUGAUUGUCUCCAAGCGCUCGAUUAUCUCGAUUCAAAUGCCGUCAUUCACAGAGAUUUAAAGCCUGAAAACAUCCUCUGGAAGAUGGUUGGUGAAAAAUAUGUGUUUCUCCUCGCGGAUUUUGGCGUCAGCAAUUCGGCAGAUCGCGCCUGUUCGGUUUCGGGAACUUCGGGCUACAUGGCACCCGAGAUUCGGGAGCCUGGAAAGCAAAGCGUAAAAUCAGACGUAUGGUCACUUCUUGUUACCUCGCUUGAGGCGUUCGACACUGAAAACUUCCGAGACACCAUUCGCAACUCAUCCCAUGAAGUGAUUGCAAAGGUACAGGCUAUUUGUGAGAUGGAAGCAUUCAAACCCUUGCAGCCUAUGUCACGCAUAGACCCUCUUGAACGGGCAUCCGCAGGGGAUAUGAUUGAUCUUUUGUUCCAAGGCGUCGGCCGCGCAACUCGAGUGUCGGAAACAGAGGAGCCUGACAACCAAGAGGCAACUGUAGCGAUUCCAAGCAGCUCACCUCCAGCCUCUACUCUCGAUGACGACUAG
This is a messenger RNA of Ilyonectria robusta, 1410 nucleotides long. RefSeq names its product kinase-like domain-containing protein. Bases 1 to 1410 code for a protein of 469 amino acids. Gene Ontology annotation, cellular component: cytoplasm; autophagosome. The record is from RefSeq and is a predicted model, not a curated record. Gene Ontology annotation, biological process: autophagy; peptidyl-serine phosphorylation; autophagosome organization. Gene Ontology annotation, molecular function: protein serine/threonine kinase activity; ATP binding. NCBI's taxonomy places the organism in Eukaryota, Fungi, Ascomycota, Sordariomycetes, Hypocreales, Nectriaceae. The transcript has 4 exons.